UGACGCAAAUGCGAGCGAGGUGAUCGGGUAAAAAUUUCAAGAGAAAGCAAUAAAUUAUUGAAUUGAUAGUUCUUAUCGUGUAAGGAAUAAUUGUCGACGUCGAACCGUGUACACGUGCCGAUGUCAUUAUCAUUUGUUUAUUGUAAAGUGACCAAGUGGGUGAUAUAUUAACAAUAACAUAAUUGAUUGUGUGUGAAAAAUUACAUUUCUUUCCCGUUUCGAUAAGGAUGCAUUUACGGAGUUUAUUUAUUGUAUUUCUACUAUCAUUUGCGUGUGGACAAGACAGACAGAUAAUAUCAAGCCUAAACCCUGGCUGCGAAAACUGUGACGUCACCCUCGUCUAUGUCAAAGCCGUCGGCAGCCAUGACACCGUCCACCAGCUAUGGGACUUCUCCCGAGGCAUGCCCACCAUCAUAUACCUUAUCACCAAGCUCAAUUCUACGGUAGAAGUCACGUGGGAUGGCAAGGAGCCUACCCAGUUUAAGAUUACUGAUAGACCAGUUUACAGCUUUGCUGCGACUAUUGAUAAGCUGCAAGAAUACAAUGACAUAAACAGCACCGGUCAAAUAGACAACAAAUGCCCACAGCGGCCAGUUCCCCUCCGUGACGUGGUGUGGAAGCGAGGAGACACCGUCCUCACUGGUGACGAGGUCAUGGUGCACAUGCGAGGAUACUUCCCCGACGCCCGGCAGAAGGGCACUGUUGACAUGAAGCUAGACUUGCUCCCCUACAAAGACUACGCAGUGGAACUUCCCCAUCUCAUCCACACAGCGAACUCAACCCUCAUAGACGUCAGCCUGGUGAACCUCACGACUUCCCGCGACUAUAACGCGUCACGGUUCGCGAUUCAUCUGACCCUGGUCAGCACGGAUGCCUGGAGCGAUGCUAUGAAGUAUACCAUGAGGAAGAGCCUUGAUGAUGAGCAUACUCCUGGAGUUUUUGAGAUCUUCGAGAUAAAAACGCCGCGGUCCGUGUCUUCGGACGACGGCGGCUACGUGCAGUUCCGGCCGGUCAGCUACACGGAGCCCGAGCGCAGUGUCUCGUCCUCUACCAACGCUUAUAUCAGUAAUUUUACUAGCACACAUCUCCCCAAAUCGAGCACUCUCCGUAUAUUCUACCGCGACUUCAACCGCGACAAUCUACUAGUACAAGACACGUUCAUAUCGUUCGGCCUGCCCGGCGACGGCAAUUAUAAGCAACAUAAUUAUACUUCUUGGUCAUUUUCAAUAGGCUACGGAGUUCCCCCAGUAGAAAAAUUCUCUCUCUUCGUGAUCAUCAUAAUUUCAAUCGGCCUAGGCGUUCCAGUGCUCCUGGCUCUAUCAGGCAUUACCUAUGUCUUGGCUCGAAGGUGUAAGCAAAGAAACCCCCCCACCAGGUUCACUGAUGACGAGUAAAAAAGGUAAAAAUGUACUGUAGUUUUGGAAUGAUUGGUUUUCUUACAUAUCUAUAUGGUAUGCAGAAAUAUGUAAAAAUAUAUAAUUAUUGUUACAUUUUUCAAUUUUGACGUGAAAACCCGGUGCGUCUGAAUAGCCAUUUUUGAUAAAAAAAAGUCCUGAUGUGUAGAUUAUUUUUUGGGAGAGUAAGUGCCGAUAAAUAUAAAAAUGUGAUCUUUAUGACACACAAUAUAGGUAUAGAAAAGCAUAAAUUAUAAUCGGCUCUUAAGCCAAUGCAUGGCAUAUUAAUGGUGCACAAAUAAAUUAAUAAAUAUUUAAAUGUGAUUAGAAUGAAUAUUGAAUUUAACUAAUAGUAUUAGAAUAGAAUUGAAUGUUACCCAAAUUGAAUGAAUCAUAGUAUAAUUUUGUGCACUAUUAUUUAUGAGAACUUGACGAAAAAAUAUCAAACACUUAUUAAAUGACGCAAAUAUUUGCUUAGCACUUAAGUAGUUAUAAUUAUUUUUAUAUAAAUCGUAGAUGGAAAUCUAUCUUUUAAAUGAAAUCUUAUAUGGCCGAGACUUAGUCCAAUUGACAUCGUAAUUUAAGUUAAUAACGAUCCAUUUAUAAAAUAGUUUAUUUUAUAUACAUUAUUCUUUCAGACGUUCUCUUAAAUUAUUUCGACAAUAAAAAAUAUUUUUAUGUAUUUUUUUUGUUGACUGUGUUUUUUUUUUGACAUUGCAUUAUUUUUUAAUUGAAUCAAUCGUAGUCAGAUUAAUUUUGACAUUGUAAAUUACAAGUCGUGUAUGUGGUUUUCAUAUAUCCAUUUCAAGUGCCUGUCAAUGAAAUAUUUUCUUCUAUAAGUUACAGUUUGAGAAUGAGCGCUUUCAAAUAAGCGGAUUAUUAUUAUUAAACAAAACAAUUACUACUACCGGUUCGAGAGAUAACACCCGAAACCCUUCGUACUUGUAUCUCCAAAUAAAAUUGGGAUAACGUAUACGCGGUGCUAAAUCCGCUAGUGUGAAAGUGCUCUCAUACAUCAGUGCAUAAGUUUAGGUGGUUUAAGAAAGCUAAUUGAGAUCUUUUUUUUUAAUAUCUAAUUUCUUUAAUUAUUAAUUUCAUCACCAAAUUCCCAUUUCAUUUCUAUAUAUUAAAACUUUAUCUAGGCCUUAGAAAAUAUACUUUUGUACAUAAGUAAUCAAAUAUUGUAUAAAAUUUAACAGUGCUAUGUUGAAUUAAUGUUAAAAAUUAUAAUAUUGUUCCAAAAAUAUGACGAUAAUGUGAUGUUACAGUAUUUGAAACCUGUUGAAAACCAUGAAAAUAACUAUUAUAUCGCAUUAGUUUUAAGAUUUCUCAUUUUGGCUAUUUUUUCUAUAAUUGUUCUUUUGUGAUACGAUACAUUUUUAAAUAUUCGGUUUUUCGACUUUUAUUGCAAUUCAUAUUUUUUUGUAACUUCAAGGUUUGUUAAUCUCAGAAAAGUAAUUGUUUGUACACAGUUAUAGUAUGAUUAGAUAAUCUAAAAACUACCAUGGAUCUUUGGUACCUAUUUCAAGUUAUAAAUUAAUUAAUUGAAUUGAGUGACUUCAACAUUGAUUGUAAAUUACAUUUAUUUUUAUAAACGAAUUUUGUACGUUUUUGUAAAUUAUUUUGUAGGCUUGAUCGUUAGCUUUGUAUUUUCUGAUGUGAUAUUAAUUUUGAUUAUGUCUACUUGUUUUGUAAAUAGGUUUAUGUGUUACGAAAUAAAUGCACUAGUAUUGUAAAAAA
Messenger RNA from Helicoverpa zea (corn earworm), 3134 nucleotides. RefSeq names its product glycosylated lysosomal membrane protein A-like. Gene Ontology annotation, cellular component: lysosome. NCBI's taxonomy places the organism in Eukaryota, Metazoa, Arthropoda, Insecta, Lepidoptera, Noctuidae. The record is from RefSeq and is a predicted model, not a curated record. The coding region runs from base 228 to 1394 and encodes 388 amino acids. The transcript is spliced from 8 exons.